AUCUGAAGUUGAUUUGGAUGUUUAGACAUUCUUGAUUUUCUCGAUUGUUUCUUUUUUCUUUUUGUUUCUAGGACUCCACUGUUAACUAAAAGUUUAGUGUAGUAGUAAUUUUUUUUUUCAAAGAAUGACUAUUGAUCUUUUGAGGGGAAUCGUAUGAGAUAUUUGAUGCGGUUUCUGAAAUGGGCCACCAGCUGUUCGAUGAAAUGUUUCUUAGUGAAUUUCCCUGAUAUGUUUCACUGUUCCUGCUUGCGUCCCCUUUUGAUUUGAUUAUGUGCAUUAUUGGCGAAUGUAUGAUAGUGUGAUGCUGGAUUAUUUUGUGUGCGAGUGUGUCUGACAAUUAAUUCAGGAAUGCAGCUGGAUUGAGUUUGAAAAUUAGUUUUGAAUUGAAAUUUGUGCCUUGCCUGAUACCAUUUCUAGGGUUAAUUCUUUUAUGACUUGGGUUAUGCCCAUAAGGAUCAUUAACUUUAGGUGUAAGAUCUGAACCCCAACAAUGCUCCUUGAGUUCAAGAUUUCUUAUUUUGCUUUCGAUAGAAACUCGAGUUGGAGUUUCGUUUUUGAAAUGGGUAUGGGGCUGGGUAUAUGCAUACCAUAUUGUAUUCUUAUGGUAGAUUCCGUCGAUUAUUGUUUUCGUUGUAUAUGGUGUCUAUGCAAGCGCUGGCUAGUUUGUAUAGUUUUUGAUAUUAUCAGAAACCACAUAAGCCUUGGUAUUCCUGGUAUAAGAUGUAUUUUGAAUAACGUUUACUUGAAUCAGUUAUGUGAGGUUUUCAUUUGAACAUAUUCAUGGUACCUCUUGACACAUAUCUAACUUGUUCUUGCUGGAUAAUGAUGUAAUCAUCAACUACAUAUUCAAUCUCUUCUUUAUGAUCUUGUUAAAUUGCAUGGCUUUUCCUUCUAAGUGCCAUUUGUCCCGUUUCAAGUCCAAUCUUUUGAAUCCUAUAUCCGUCUUACCAAUUUUCUUCGCCUAUGUAUCAUUGCUUCUUAAUGCAACCAGUGUCUAUUUUGAUUUCUCUAAAUACUCAACCAUAUUUCAGGUGGUAAUGGGCCAAUCACAGAGUGCUGUAACUUCAGAGGAUUCAAAAACCACAGCUUCCCUACCAAUAACAGAGAAUUCAGCACAGCCUUCGCUUGAUUCUUUAAUUGCUGAAGCAGCUGCAUAUGGUGGCGAGGACAGCAGCCAAUCUCUUGAAGCACAAGCACAGAAGGCAUUAGAGUGCCCUUGCAUUGCUCACUUGCGAAGUGGGCCAUGCGGCGACCAAUUCUCCAGUGCUUUCGUUUGCUUCCUCAAGAGCACGGCUGAAGAGAAAGGGUCUGACUGCGUGCAUCCUUUUGUCGCUCUACAGAACUGCAUAAAAGCCAAUCCAGACGCGUUUUCUAAAGACGUGUUGGAGGAUGAAGAGGAGGUCAAGAAAGAGGAUGAACCAACCCCUAAAUACAGAGUCCGGCCUCCCCUUUGGUCUAGAAAGUCUAAAACUCCAACUCAGUAGCUUUGGGGAGAUGCCAUAUCUUCCUCUCUAGAAAUUGGUGAGUUUUCCCCUCCAUCUUUAGCAUUGAAAAUAAGUUUCUUAGGCAAGCAAGAUAUUCUUGAGACACCUUGUUAUGCAAUAAAUUGGCAAUAUUAUUAGUUCCUGCGUUUCAAUGAGAUCUUUUAUAGGACUAGUGCAAUUGCUUAAUUUGUUUUCCUUAAAUAUUCGUUGAGGUUUCUAAUAUUUUAUUUUAUGUUGACUUGAGUCACUUCAGAAGUAUAGUUUCUACAAAUUUUA
Molecule: messenger RNA, 1760 nt
Organism: Salvia splendens (bonfire salvia)
Lineage: Eukaryota; Viridiplantae; Streptophyta; Magnoliopsida; Lamiales; Lamiaceae
Product: mitochondrial intermembrane space import and assembly protein 40 homolog
Exons: 1
Coding region: 861-1484 (207 amino acids)
Biological process (GO): protein import into mitochondrial intermembrane space
Cellular component (GO): mitochondrial intermembrane space
Molecular function (GO): protein-disulfide reductase activity
Source: RefSeq, a predicted model, not a curated record